AAGGGUUGUUAUAUGUCAUAUAUUGUGAGAUAUAACCUCAGAUAAAAGUUCAAAAAGUGUGAAAAGAAACACACACUCUCUUCAUGUGCAAUUUCAAUGUCAUUUCAUUGUCAAGCCUACGUUUAUUUUAAUUGGAGUCUUUAGAAAAGCUUUUGUUGAAGUGUUCUAUUAGUUUGGUGCAUGGGAACAGUGCAAAUAGAGUUGCCAACUGUGAUGUAUAUAUAGUUUGUGAAUUUUAGAAGGGAAACUAGUUGCGUCUCGAAAAAUAAAAGGAUUGGAAGAAACUUUAGUGUUUCAAAAUAAAAUACGAGGGGUUUCCACAAAGUGCGUUCGUGAACUUGUUGUUGUUGUUUAUGUUAUUUGCUAAAUCACAUAUUUUCUUUACCCUCGUUGUAAAAGAUUGAUAGAGGCAAAUCUAACAAAGCAGAUGGUUUAGGUCUAGGUCAUAUUGUGAAAGGACUUUCUUGAAUUAUUUGUUGUAAUGACUUUGUGAAAAAUUUGAAGAUACCAUUGCGGCCAGAAUAUUUCGAUAUAAUUAAAGAACAAUAUGGGUCAGAAAUCAUGUACUAAGGAGUGCGGCUGCAUGUUAACGUUUUCAGCGUGGGAGAGGGUUUUUGUGAGGGUAGUGAUCUUGAGAGCUAUAAUGAUCACGCAUAUCGCACUGUCGACAUGGAGGGUUGCCGAUGUAAUGCAAAAUAACGCAUUCUGGUUUCUGGCACUCAUGUGCGUCAUUGUUCUUAUAAAAGAUGGUCUUGAACUACGCAAGAACUGUGAAAAGCAAUGUCAAAAUAAAGGAUGUAAGAAACAAUGCGAACCACCAGUCGAAUAUAAUGACACAACUUCAAAAUGGCGUUCUACACUGAUUGUCUAUGUUGUGUGUAUGGUGCCCAUAGUAUGGAUACUUACGUAUCAUCUGCACAGCUCGGCGUCCACAUUAACACCAUCAGGAAAUGCUAGUACUUUAGUCACUACCACACAGGAGAGUAUUAUUUUGGGACUUGAAAAACUUGAAGACAGGACAUGGAUUUGGGUAGUUAUAAACAGCAUGAUGUACAUUCUUCUUUUUACCCGGUGUCUGUAUGAUGGAUCGUCAGAUGACAGCAAACUUUCAGAAAAUCUACUUGGAUUUCUCGGAACUGCUUCAGAUAUCAUGGACCUGUUUUCUUUGUUCGAAGAAGAAGAGAUUCUACAAAGUCAGCUAUUAACGUACUUAAUACUUUUUGCUUGGACAUUGAGCCUUUUUCAGUUUGCACCAAUACUAAGUAAUUUCGAUUGUUUUAAAAGAAGAAAACCAUAUGGGGAGCAAAAUACAACAGAUGCUUCCGAGGUAAGCAAUGCCAAAAUUUUAUUGGUUAUAGCCGUACAGGAUGGACCAUUUAUUAUUGUACGUGUUCUUAUUAUGGUUGUUCUCAUGAAAGCGAUGUCCAAUUUGGUCUUCUUUAUUAUCAAAAACAUCGUAACUCUUAUUCUCGCCGAUUACAAAACUAUGGAUCAAUAUUUUAAAAAGAAGCCGCCGAAAAGGAACUAUUUGUUAUAGCUGGAAUUAAAAUUAGGCGCUAGCUGAGUUGAAUGAAAACCUGCAAAUAUCCGGAGUCGAAUACAACAUUCAUUAUCAAAAUAAAUCAGAAGUAUCCCUGUUAUUAUAAACAUAACUGGUUUAAAAAAAACAUUGUUAAAUAAAAAAGUGUGUGUUUUUCCUGACGUCAUUUCAAAAUUGAGCAAUUCUACAUAUGACCUAUGAGUGGAGUGAAAUACAGCCGUAUUGUGAUAUGUGGAAUACGGUUUAGUCCUUUGUCUACUUGCAGAAUCCUGAUGCACAAACACAUGUAAGAAAAAUUAUAUUUUUGAAUUACAUUCUUAUUCUACGUUGAGAGACUGCAAACAUCUAAUAUCAAUGUCCUGUAUGAUGGAUGAAACUGAGAUUCAAAGUAUUCACCCAACAACAGUCGUAUUACUUAUCUUUUGGACAAGGAUCUUCAUGCAGUUUGUACAAGUUUUCGACAAGUAACAUACUUCUGUAAGCAAGCUUCAGCAAGUCAUGAAAGCAAGAAACCACACGCUCUGAAAUCAAGCAACCGCAAAUUAUAAAAGCAAGUUCUGAACAACCGAAACUUAAGCAAGUGACAGCAAGUUCUGGAAGAAAGCAGCUGUCUGUACUGAAAGCAAGCAUCAGCAAGUGAAUCAAGGAAGGGGACAGCGUAAAGUAAGUCCGGAAAAUACUUUAAUCAAAAGAAGCAUUGUCAGUAAAACAGCAACUCUUAAAGAGAGAACAUGACUUAAUACCGUUCAGAAAAAAAAUGUACAAAGACAUGACUGAAUUGUUGAUUCCAAAAAAGCGUCUAUGAUGCGUAUUUCUAUCGUGGCCAUGUCCCGGAUUGUUGGCCUUCGUUGUACCCAACAAGAACAUCGUUACUCCUGCUUUUGUCACUUACACCCUUAUCGGGUUUCCUGAAAUAAUGAUCAAAGUGAGAACAAAACCAGAAUCCACACAACGAAACAGUGAUUAAGUUUGAUAUACUUUCAUUUCCAGUUGUAUAGGUUAAAGAUGAAUCUAUGAGACGUCUAACAUUGUAUAUGUCAUAGAAUUAAGAGAUGAUGUGUAAAGUAUAAUUAUAAUGGCAAGUUUAUGUUGUAUUGUUCAGUUAAUCGAACCGGUUAUUUAUAUUUGUGGUGUAGGGUGUGUGUGUGUGUGUGUGCGUGCGUGCGUGCGUGCGUGUGUGUGUGAAUUAACUAAUAUUCAAAUAUUUCCUAUUCCUUGUUGGCAUAUUUUAUGUGUACCUAAUAUAAAGGUUGGCAUAUGUUUGCAUGUUUGUAUAAAUGUGUUUACGCGUGUGUGCGAGCUUGCGUGCGUGUGUGCGUCCGUCCGUACAUAUGUAUGUGUAUGUGCGUGCGCAUGCGUGCGAGCUUGCGUGCGUACGUGCGUGUGUGAGUGCAUGCAUGUGUGCGUACGUGCGUGCAUGCUAGCAUGCGUGCGUGCUAACGUGUGUGCGAGUUUGUGUGUGUGCGUGUGUGUGUGUGUGUGUGCGUGUGUGUGUGUGUGUGCACGCGCAUGUGUGCGUGCGUUUGCAUGUGUGCAAAUGUGUUUGUGUGUGUUGAAAUAACCUUGAGAUGAACAUGUUCAAGUCUUAAUCUGUGGAAUGCAACAUGUAUAUUUGAUGUAAGUGAUGAGUUUGUAUGAAAUGAAAUAAAAACGAACAUU
Mya arenaria is the source of this 3199-nucleotide messenger RNA. RefSeq names its product transmembrane protein 26-like. The record is from RefSeq and is a predicted model, not a curated record. Lineage: Eukaryota; Metazoa; Mollusca; Bivalvia; Myida; Myidae. The transcript is spliced from 3 exons. The coding region runs from base 548 to 1537 and encodes 329 amino acids.